Gregarina niphandrodes is the source of this 951-nucleotide messenger RNA. RefSeq names its product 60S acidic ribosomal protein P0. The record is from RefSeq and is a predicted model, not a curated record. NCBI's taxonomy places the organism in Eukaryota, Apicomplexa, Conoidasida, Eugregarinorida, Gregarinidae. Gene Ontology annotation, molecular function: large ribosomal subunit rRNA binding; structural constituent of ribosome. Gene Ontology annotation, biological process: ribosomal large subunit assembly; ribosome biogenesis; cytoplasmic translation. Gene Ontology annotation, cellular component: cytosolic large ribosomal subunit. The coding region runs from base 1 to 951 and encodes 316 amino acids. The transcript has a single exon.
AUGUCUACGUUUACAGCGUCAGGUGCAAAGAAUCCUAAGAAGCAGGAGUACUUUGAGAGGCUUCGUAACCUGAUUGGGUCGCAUAGUCAGAUAAUGAUUGUUGAGGCUGACAAUGUUGGUUCAAAGCAGAUGGCUGAUGUGAGAUUUGCGUUGCGUGACCGUGCGACCAUUUUGAUGGGCAAGAACACGAUGAUUAAGACCUGUCUGCGGGCCAUGGUAGAGGAGCGUCCUGAGUUGGAGUCGCUUAUUGAGUUGGUGAAGGACAACAUCGGUAUGGUUUUUUGUAAUGAGGAACCGGCUGCCAUUCGCAAGACCAUCCUUGAAUUCCGCGUUCCGGCCCCGGCUAAGCAGGGUUCGUUGGCCCCCUGUGAUGUGUACAUUCCCCCUGGCCCUACCGGUAUGGACCCGGGUCAAACGUCCUUCUUCCAGCAACUGGGUAUUCCUACCAAGAUUGUCAAGGGUCAGAUUGAAAUUCAGAAUGAAGUGCACAUUGUCAGCGUCGGUGAACGCGUCUCCGCAUCCCAAGCUGUACUGCUGAGUAAACUCAGCAUCAAUCCUUUCUCGUAUGGCCUCAAGACCGUCAGCGUCUGGGACAACGGCUCCUCCUACCCUGCCAGUGUUCUUGAUAUCUCUCAGGAAGACGUCGAGACCGCUCUCAAGACCGCUAUCAAUCUCGUCGCACAGACCUCUCUUGGCGCUCUAUACCCCACCAAGUGCUCUGCACCCCACUCCAUUCUCAACGCAUUCAGGCAGUGCGCCGGAGUCGGCAUCGCCACCGACUUCAUCUUCCCUCAGAUCGAAGCACUUAAGAAAGCGCUCGACAACCCCGACGCCUUCGCACCCACUGCCGCCGUCGCUGCUCCCGCCGCUGCUGCUCCCGCUGCCACUGCUGCUGCCGAAUCAGAAGCCGAGUCGGAAGAUGACGACAUGGGAUUCGGACUCUUCGACUAG